This is a messenger RNA of Pelodiscus sinensis (Chinese soft-shelled turtle), 2483 nucleotides long. RefSeq names its product S-adenosylmethionine synthase-like. Gene Ontology annotation, molecular function: methionine adenosyltransferase activity; ATP binding. The record is from RefSeq and is a predicted model, not a curated record. Gene Ontology annotation, biological process: S-adenosylmethionine biosynthetic process. Lineage: Eukaryota; Metazoa; Chordata; Testudines; Trionychidae.
ACCACACAGAAACAGUUACAUCAGCAGUUUACGUUGAUAAGUUGACCUUUUCCCCCCCAGCUUUCUUUCUGUACUUCCUCUGAUAUCCAGUUUGCUGCAGUUUUUCCUUCACCGCAGACUCUCUAAAGAUAAUAAACCAUGUCGAGCAACACUUCAAAAAGAGAAAAGAGAUUUCUCUUUACCUCAGAAUCUGUUGCAGAAGGACAUUCUGAUAAAAUGUGUGAUCAGAUCAGUGAUGCUGUUCUUGAUGCACAUAUCAGGGUUGAUCCAGAUGCUAAGGUUGCUUGUGAAUGUGUGGCCAAAACUGGGAUGAUCUUGCUGUGUGGAGAGAUCACUUCCAAAGCUGUAGUGGAUUACCAGCAAAUUGUGCGAGAGACCAUUAAGAGAAUAGGCUAUGAUGACUCUUCAAAAGGAUUAGAUUAUAAGACAUGUACCGUGCUGGUAGCUCUAGAACAACAGUGUAAAGAAAUCAAACAUGCUGUCUCCCAUGGCAAGAGUGAAGAUGACAUCGGAGCUGGGGACCAGGGUUUGAUGUUUGGUUAUGCCACUGAUGAAACUGAGGAAUGCAUGCCGCUAACACUCCUACUUGCACACAAACUUAAUGCAAAGAUAAAAGCCCUGGAGAGGAAUGGAACAUGCCCCUGGGUUAGACCAGAUGGGAAAACACAGGUCACAAUGGAAUACAAGGAAAACAAGGGUGCAGUGGAGCCGUUCCGUGUGCACACAUUAGUGAUCUCAGUACAUCAUGCACCUGCUAUGCCUCUACAACAGAUGCGGAAAGAACUAAUGGAAAAAGUUGUCAAAGAAGUUAUUCCAGCAAAAUAUCUAGAUGAGAACACAAUCUACCAUCUCCUUCCAAGUGAAGUAUUUAUAGAAGGGGGUCCUAAGAGCGAUGCUGGACUGACUGGCCGAAAGAUCAUUGUUGAUACUUACGGAGGCUGGGGAGCUCACGGAGGAGGGGCCUUCUCUGGGAAAGACCCUUCCAAAGCUGAUCGCUCUGCAGCAUACGCCGCUCGCUGGGUUGCAAAAUCUCUAGUGAAAGCAGGUCUCUGUAGAAGAGUACUGAUCCAGCUGUCUUACGCAAUUGGUCUGAGCCAUCCUCUAGCCAUUUCAGUGUUCCACUAUGGCACUUCAGAUAGACCAGAAGAGGAGCUGCUUGAAAUUGUGCAGAAAAACUUUGAUCUACGCCUUGGAGCCAUUAUAAGGGCACUGGAUUUGAAGAGACCAAUAUAUCAACAGACUGCAUGUUAUGGGCACUUUGGAAGAGAAGAAUUUACAUGGGAAAUACCAAAGAAGCUUGUGUAUUAAGCUUCUCCAAAUCCAAAUUAAGCUUGUAAUGGAGAAUCUUUUUAAUGAGCAGAUAUGGUUGUGGGCUCAGUGGCGCUUUAAGCUGAAAACAUACAACUUAAUAUAAUAGAUAAUUGACAAAAUGAUUAAUAAUAGCAUUAAUGAAACAUUGUACUCACAGACUUUAUUUAAUGGGACUUCUGCUGCAUCUUUUCACACAUUUCUUUGAAGUUUCCAUCAUAACUGGUCACAUAACCUCAGUCAUGCAGAACACAACGUAAUCCACAGCCUACAAAACAAUUCUAACAUCAUAAUCCAAGAGGCUGACAAAGGGACGCUGUAGUAAUCAUGAACAGAAAGUGACCAGACAACUCAUCAAUGCCAGAUUCUACAAGCCUCUCUCCUGUGAGCCCACUAAAGAAUACCAAAAAAACCUGAAACAACUGCUCAUGAAGCUGCCUGAUGCUGCUCAGGACCAAAUUUACACUAACACCGCCCCUAAUCCCUGACCAGGAGUUUUCUAUCUGCUACCUAAGAUACACAAACCUGGAAGUCCCGACAACCCAUCAUCUUAAGCAUUGGCACACUUACAACAGGAUUAUCUGGCUAUACUGACUCUCUCCUCAGGCCUAUGCUACCAGCACUCCUAUCUACCUUUGCGACGCCACCGACUUCCUGAGGAAAAUACAAAACAUUAGUAAUCUACCUGAAAAUACCGUCUUGGCCACCAUGGACGUAGAAGCUCUUUACACCAACAUUCCACAUGAAGACAGAUUACAAGCUAUCAGGAACACCAUCCAUGAUGACAGCAUUGCACACCUGAUUACAGAGCUCUGCGACAUUAUCCUCACCCACAACUACUUCUGAUUUGGAGACAAUUUGUAUCUUCAAGUUAGGGGCACAGCCAUGUCUUCUCACACCCAGCGCCUCUGUACUGCCAGUGCCAAGCAUGCCCUGGCUCCUCACACCCAGCGCCUCCUGCCGUGUUAGUGCGAAACACCCCCGGCUUCUCACACCCAGCCCUCCUGCUCUGCCAGUGCCAAAUACCCCUGGCUCCACAACCACAUUAGCCACAGAUCAGAGGCUCAUUUAACUGCACACAUCCACUAAUGUGAUCUAUGCCAGCAAUGCCCCACUACAAUGUAUAUUGGCCAAACUGGACAGUCUCUGUGGGAAAGAAUUAAUGGACACAAAUC